Molecule: messenger RNA, 1384 nt
Organism: Populus nigra (black poplar)
Lineage: Eukaryota; Viridiplantae; Streptophyta; Magnoliopsida; Malpighiales; Salicaceae
Exons: 6
Coding region: 276-1190 (304 amino acids)
Molecular function (GO): nitronate monooxygenase activity
Source: RefSeq, a predicted model, not a curated record
GCUUAAACACUUCCUACGAAGCAGCCAGUCCCACCAGGCAGACAAGUUUCGUUUGCUCUUUUGGAGUGCAAAUAUUAUUAAUUUAUUAACCACUAAAUAAAUAUACUAGUGAAUUCAACUUAAGAUUGAUAAAUUUAUUUCAAGAACAAUAAUUUGAGAGUGGUAGAGAGUGGGAAAGAUGGGUUGGAGAGGGAUUCUGGGUUUUGAUUAUGGGAUUGUACAAGCACCAUUAGGACCUGAUAUUUCAGGUCCAGAGCUUGUUGCUGCUGUUGCUAAUGCUGGUGGGCUUGGUUUGCUUAGAGCUCCUGAUUGGUUCUUUUUAUCAGGAAUCACCUGAUUACUUACGGGAACUGAUAAGGAAAACACGAAGCUUAACUGACAAACCAUUUGGGGUUGGUCUUGUUCUGGCAUUUCCACAUGAGGAGAAUCUAAAGGUUAUAUUGGAUGAGAAGGUAGCCGUUUUGCAAGUUUAUUGGGGUGAAUGUUCAAAAGAGCUUGUGCUUGAGGCUCAUCUUGCUGGAGUCAAGGUUGUUCCACAAGUUGGGAGCUUUGAAGAUGCAAGAAAAGCAAUUGAUGCAGGUGUAGAUGGAAUUAUUGUUCAAGGACGUGAAGCUGGAGGGCAUGUAAUUGGUCAGGAAGGUUUAAUUUCAAUAUUGCCAAGGGUAGUAGACCUUGUUGGUGAUCGCGAUAUACCUGUAAUUGCUGCUGGAGGUAUUGUUAAUGCACGUGGCUAUGUUGCAGCUUUGGCUCUUGGAGCUAAAGGGGUCUGUCUAGGCACGAGGUUUGUUGCGACUGAGGAAAGCAAUGCUCAUCCCACAUACAAAAGGAAGUUAGUUGAGCUUGAUAGAACUGAAUAUACAAAUAUAUUUGGUCGAGCGAGGUGGCCGAAUGCACCACAGCGUGCUCUGGUUACUCCUUUCUUCAAUGAUUGGAAGUCCCUUCCACCUCAUGAAAAUGAGAUCAACCAACCAGUCAUUGGUCGUUCAACAAUUAAUGGAGAGGAAAAAGAGAUUCGGCGUUUUGGAGGUCCUGUUCCUAAUAUGACCACGACAGGUGACAUUGAGAGCAUGGCAAUGUAUGCAGGUCAAGGAGUAGGCCUUAUCAAAGAAAUUUGGCCUGCAUCUGAAGUGAUUAAAAGGCUAGUUGAAGGAGCUCAACAACUGAUCCGUGGAGAAUUUGCUGGCCUGUAAUUCAACCACGUUACAAAGCCCCGGUUAACUUUCAAAUAUUGGUUGCUCUGGUUUCUUACAUUGAUGGAUUACUCACUCAAGCUUGUAAGGAUGUUAAGAAUUUAACCAUUUUGAAAUAAUGCACGCAAAUGUUUGGCAAUCUGCUGAUAUGUAAAAACCCUUUCCACAAAAAAGUGUAGCAAUAAUUUUAUCAA